Molecule: messenger RNA, 2005 nt
Organism: Nicotiana attenuata
Lineage: Eukaryota; Viridiplantae; Streptophyta; Magnoliopsida; Solanales; Solanaceae
Product: F-box/LRR-repeat protein 12
Exons: 2
Coding region: 663-1835 (390 amino acids)
Biological process (GO): SCF-dependent proteasomal ubiquitin-dependent protein catabolic process
Cellular component (GO): SCF ubiquitin ligase complex
Molecular function (GO): protein binding
Source: RefSeq, a predicted model, not a curated record
UACUUUUGUAUAUAUUUAAUUCAAAUUAUCUGAAUCUUACCUCUUCAAAAUUGUUUUUCUUGAGCAGUGGUGGAGGCAGCAUUGUCGUUAAGGGGGUUUAAAAAAGAAAAGAAAUUAAAAGAAAUUGUAGCUAGCGGGAACUUAACCAAUUACCUCACAAAGGUUUUGAACCCCUUGACCACUAAGCUAUGCUUUUGGGCUAUGUUAAGGGGAUUCAAAACAUAAUAUAUAGAGGUAAAAGACAGAUUUUGCCUUAUAUACCGUGUAAUUUUUCUUGAACCUCUUCCGCCCUCCUAAAAUCGCCCAUGUUGUUGAGCCGAAGGUCUUUCAGAAAAAGUGUAGAGUGGUGGUUUGUGUGGCUAACCUCUCAAGUUAACGUCCUCCAAUCAUUUCGCUUUUUGGUAUUGGUUCCAAAUACAGGUAAAAGGUAUAGAUAAAACCAACCAUAGCGUCUGUUGAAAUUUUACUCAGGUUGACGAGUAACUACCUUCCUACUUCUUGGGUACCUUAUCAUUCAAAAACCAGACUUUUUUGCCAUAAGUCAGGAAAUCUCAUAGGUGGACUUGCUCUUCUAGCUAUGUCUUUUAACUAGCCUCUCUUUUAAUAAAAUCGUUGUAAAGUUUCGAGCUUCAACCCUUCACUGGAGUGUUAACCUGGUAGAAAUGGAUAUUCCAUCAGAUGACUUCUCUCCGUCCAUCAUGCAGCUUCCAGACGAUUGUUUACUCUCUAUUUUUCAACACCUUGACUGCGGAUGUGACCGUGAGUCAUUUGGCUUAACAUGUCGUCGUUGGCUUCAAAUUCAAAAUCUAAAUAGAAGAUCUUUACAGUUCCAAUGCGCUUUUACUAUGCUUAGUAUUUCCUCAUUAUCCCAAAAUAACUCCCAAAUCAGUAUAUUCCAGUUAUCUAGGCUUCUGAACCGUUUCCAGCAGCUAGAAUCAUUGUCCCUGUCCGGAUGCACCGAGCUUCCAGAUUCGGGUUUGGCUUUGUUGCCACGUCAUGGCUCGAAAUUGCAACGUCUUCAUCUUGACUGUUGUUUUAGGAUAACUGAUUAUGGUCUUUCCUUCGUGGCAUCUGGCUGUUCUUCGUUGGUAAUACUAAGUCUUUACCGGUGUAAUGUUACAGAUUACGGGUUAGAGGCCUUAUCUAAUUCUUGCGUAGCUUUAGAAGAUCUGAAUUUGUCAUAUUGCCCUCGAAUCUCUGAUUAUGGCAUAAGAACUAUUUCACAAAACUGCCGUCAUCUUAGAGCUGUCAGGAUAUCCUAUUGUAGAAACCUAACCGGUGCUGGCUUUCAACGAUGUUCUCAGACUCUGACUUAUUUGGAAGCCGAUUCAUGUAGGCUCGAGCCUAAUGGAAUACGGAGUAUCCUAAGUGGAGGUGGACUUGAAUAUUUGAGUGUGUGUAACUUGACCUGGUGUAUUCAUGUCGAUGGUUUAGUAGCUAUUAGCGUCGGAUUUGCUGCAAAGUUGAAAGUGUUAAAUUUCCGGUUCAGCAGAACGAUUGGCGAUAACUGUAUCAUGGCUAUAGCAAAGGGUUGUCCGUUGCUUCAGGAAUGGAACUUAGCAUUAUGCCAUGGGGUCAUGAUAGGAGGGUGGGAAUCUAUUGCAUCACAUUGUCAUAACUUGAAGACGCUACACGUUAAUCGGUGCAGAAAUCUCUGUGACCGCGGAUUGCAAGCGUUGAGAACCGGCUGCAAAUGUCUCUCCAUCCUUUACAUUACCAGAUGUUCUCAGAUCAGUGCUGUAGCAUUGGAGAAUUUUAAACUUACCAGAGGAAAUGUAGAGGUCAAAGAAGAAGAAAUAAUGUGUAUUUGCCCACAAGGAGCCUUUCGGUUUUAAAUAGGUGGCAACAAUCUUCAAGAUUCUUGUGUAUAAUUUCUUAUGUUCUUUGUGUGUGCCUCAUAAGCAAAAGAUGAUUUGAUUAAUCAUGUAUACAAUUACAAUAAAUAUUGCUCUACAAAUUGCAGAAAUAUUGUUCAUUCCCCAUGCUCUAAGGGUAUGGAUUCAUA